AGACGUGUGAAGUUGCUCUGGAUGGAUUGAUAUAAUUUACAGCCUUACCAUGGACGCCUACAGGAGGAUGGGUAAUAUUCCAAAACCCUUCAGAGCCUUUUUGUUGGAGUUAUCUAACCAUCCACGGUGGCGCCACCUACAGUUAAAAGGCUCACAUCGGAAGCUGCCCUUGUAUUUGUCAAUACUGUGGUUUCUGUUGGGGUUAUUGACCUUCCCCUGCAAUGUCCAGUGUUUAAUCUUUAAAGUAGGGGUUCUGGGACCCUGGGACUGUGACCCAUUAUUUUCAAAAGCCCUUCCCAACAUUGCAGCUCAGCUAGCAGUGGACCGGGCCAACAACGACGUGUCACUGGAUUUAGGCUACAAGUUAGACUUCGUGGUGCUGCGAGAAGAUUGCGAAACAUCCACCGCACUGUCUGGAUUCGUGGGCUAUGAAAACUCCGCCUCUGCUAUCCUCGGCCCUCUGAACCCAGGCUACUGUGAUGCUGCUACGCUUCUGAGCAAGAACUGGGACAAGGCCAUUUUCUCUUGGGCUUGUAUCAACUACGAACUGGAUACAGUGAAGAGCUUCCCUACCUUCUCUAGGACUCUGCCCUCACCUACACGCGUGCUGUUCAGCCUCAUGAAACACUUCAGCUUGGCGAACGUGGGCAUCGUCUCUUCCAAUGAGGAUGUGUGGGUGGACACCGCUAACAGGGUGGCCGAUUCUCUCAGGAACAUGAGGCUGCCUGUUGGCAUCGUCAUUCCUUUGGGUUAUGGACCCGCCGGGAUAGAGCAGACUCUUCAACAAAUUAAAAGCACGGGUCAACUGAAGAUCAUUAUCAUGUGCAUGCACUCUGUACUGAUUGGAGGUGAGGAGCAGGCUGCCUUCCUGAUGAAAGCCAAUGAAAUGGGGUUGACAGACGGGAGAUACAUCUUUUUACCAUAUGACACUUUGCUCUACAGUCUCCCAUACAAAAGCAACUCCUUCUUCAUGUUGGGCAACAACAGCCAGCUCCGAGAAGCAUACGAUUCGGUAUUGACAGUCACAGUGGAGUCCGGGGAGAGCUCAUUUUACGAAGCCUUCGACAAGGCGAAACAGCAGGGGGAGAUAAAGACACUGCUGCAACCGGAACAGGUCUCUCCCCUGUUUGGCACAAUCUACAAUGGCAUUUAUCUCAUGGCCAAAGCCAUGGACAAUGCCAGGAAGUUCGGCGUCUGGGUCACUGGAACGACCUUGCCCAAAUACGUCAGGAAUGUGACAUUUAAAGGGUUCAACCAGAGGAUUGGGACUGAUGGCAAAGGGGAUGGUGUGACCAACUACGUCAUCCUGGACUCAGACGGGCAAAGCAGCCAACUAUACAGCACCUACAUGAUAGACAUGUCAAAAGAACUGCUGGGAUUCAUGGGCCGAUCCAUUCACUUCCCUGGGGGGGCCCAGCCCCCCGCUGAUUCCUCUUGCUGGUUUGAUCCAUAUUCCAUCUGCACAGGAGGUGUGGAGCUGACCUUUGUGAUUCUGGGGUUUGCCCUCGUCUUCACUUUGUGUCUGGGCGGUGUGGGGUUACAUCUUCUCAUAAGGCGACACCUCCAGCAGACCCAGCUUGUGAAAGGACCCAAUAAAAUGGUGCUGUGCCUGGAGGAUCUCACCUUCAUCAGCCCUCAAAUGAGCAAAACAAGGCUGACGCUCAAUGGAACGAGUGAAUCAAAAAGCACCAAUGAAGGGAGGAGUGUGAAAUCCACGCCGCAAUCUCAAUCGAUAAAGAGCCUCACCGACGCAACACAAGACACGUCCAAUAUAGCGGUUUAUGAGGGGGACUGGGUUUGGCUCAAGAAGUUUGAAGACGGAGCUUUCAGAGAAAUAAGAGCAAGCACGACCAGCAUUCUGAGAAAAAUGAAGGAUUUGCGCAAUGAGAAUGUGAACCCGUUCCUGGGGUUCUUCUCAGACUGCGGUGUGAAUGCUAUUGUGACAGAGCAUUGCUCUCGGGGAAGCCUGCAGGAUCUGCUCAGAAACGACGACGUGAAACUCGACUGGAUGUUCAAGUCCUCUCUGCUGCUGGAUCUGAUCAAGGGCAUGAAGUAUCUGCACCACAGAGACUUCCCUCAUGGGCGCCUCAAGUCUGGGAACUGUGUGGUGGACGGGCGCUUCGUGCUGAAAAUCACUGACUACGGGUUCAGUGAGCUGCUUGAGGCUCAGAAAGCUCCGUGUGAACCAGGCCCACCGGAAGAGCUCUUUUGGACAGCUCCAGAGUUCCUCAGAGACAUGGAGAACUCCAGGAAGGGGACGUACAAGGGAGAUGUUUACAGUUUUGCUAUUAUACUACAGGAAGUUGUCGUCCGCGGGUCACCCUACUGCAUGCUGGGACUCAGCCCUGAAGAGAUCAUAAGAAAGGUGAAGAAGCCUCCCCCAAUGUGUAGGCCAACUGUGGCCCCGGACCAGGCCCCUCUGGAGUGCAUUCAGAUGAUGAAACAGUGCUGGAGUGAGCAGCCAGACAGGAGGCCUGCUUUCGAUGAAAUAUUUGACCAAUUUAAAACCAUUAACAAAGGCAAAAAGACCAAUAUCAUCGACUCAAUGCUCAGGAUGCUUGAGCAGUACUCCAGUAAUCUGGAGGAUUUAAUCAGAGAGAGGACAGAGGAACUGGAGGUGGAGAAACAGAGGACAGAGAAGCUGCUGGCAGAGAUGCUGCCUCCCUCUGUGGCGGAGGCUCUUAAAACUGGCGGGACGGUGGAGCCCGAGUACUUUGACGAGGUCACCAUCUAUUUCAGUGACAUCGUCGGAUUCACCACCAUCUCAGCCCUAAGCGAGCCAAUCGAGGUGGUGAACCUCUUGAACGACCUUUACACCCUGUUUGAUGCUGUCUUAGCCAACCAUGAUGUUUACAAGGUAGAAACGAUUGGUGAUGCCUACAUGGUGGCUUCGGGGCUCCCGAAGAGGAACGGGAACAAGCAUGCUGCAGAGGUGGCCAACAUGUCUCUGGAUAUCCUGAGCUCUGCAGGAACCUUUAAAAUAAGACACAUGCCUGACGUCCCCAUGAGGAUACGAAUAGGAGUACAUUCAGGCUCCUGUGUAGCGGGAGUGGUUGGCCUCACAAUGCCUCGGUACUGUCUGUUUGGAGACACGAUCAACACAGCAUCCCGCAUGGAAUCCACCAGCUUGCCUUAUAGAAUCCAUGUCAAUCUAAGCACUGUGAAAAUCCUCCAUUCACUAAAUGAAGGCUACCUGAUAGACGUCAGGGGGAAAACAGAAUUAAAGGGAAAGGGCAUUGAAGAAACAUACUGGCUUGUGGGUAAAAAAGGCUUUCAGAAACCUUUACCGAACCCCCCAGAUAUCAAGCCAGGGGAUAACUGGCAGGAAAUGAUAACUGAAGAAAUCAAAUCCCUGUUCAGAAAGGCCAAUAGGAAAGUGGAUAAAGCUAAAAUCUGAGGGGAGGAUCCAUGGUGUAGCAAAGUGUGAGCGGAGGGCAAGCGUGUGCGGACCAGCUGCCCUCACAGACAGCAUUCUUACAGAGAGCCCUCUUUAUUCUUUAAUAGGAUUGCCCAGAUCCCCAUUUAAUCCAGUCCUUCCCAGCACAGCAAAACAGAGGCUGUGCUAAUGAAAGAGAAGAGCGUUUAUAGGGAAGGGAAAUCUGGACGCUCUUUUGAUUUCAAAAGAAACUGAAAUUCUCCACCACAAUGACGCGAUAAUGCAACUUCAUUAUCUGGCCACCAAGUGGCGCUAAGUGAAAAUGCUUUCUACAGUCAAAUGCAGUUUACGUUAUUGUGUGUUUGAGUU
Polyodon spathula (Mississippi paddlefish) is the source of this 3745-nucleotide messenger RNA. RefSeq names its product guanylate cyclase 2F, retinal (gene gucy2f). The record is from RefSeq and is a predicted model, not a curated record. The transcript is spliced from 18 exons. Gene Ontology annotation, biological process: protein phosphorylation; cGMP biosynthetic process; receptor guanylyl cyclase signaling pathway. Bases 50 to 3397 code for a protein of 1115 amino acids. NCBI's taxonomy places the organism in Eukaryota, Metazoa, Chordata, Actinopteri, Acipenseriformes, Polyodontidae. Gene Ontology annotation, molecular function: peptide receptor activity; guanylate cyclase activity; ATP binding.